Molecule: messenger RNA, 3039 nt
Organism: Amoebophrya sp. A120
Lineage: Eukaryota; Dinophyceae; Syndiniales; Amoebophryaceae
Source: the annotation of a GenBank genome assembly
CAUAAUAGCAAACCGAAGCGAAUAGCCUUCGAAUCCACUGAAGAAAAAAAACCAUGGCCGCACUUUGCUGCACGAAAUUUCUGCGGCGAGCGUUCUUGCCGCUGUCCUUCUUUUUGACGGUGCUGAUUUACCUCGACUACAGCAUCUGGCAAGCGGUGAAGCGCGAUCAUGACGAAACCACGUUCCUGCCAACCGCGGCGAGAACCUCCUCCUCCUCCUCAUCUAGCGGCGACAACGCCACCAGUUCUCGAAAAACGAAAAGAACUCCAACUUCUAACACGAGGACGAAAUCAAUCCGAAGCCGCCACCUCCCGCAGGAUUUGCAGUCCUCGAAGUGGAGCGAGGUGCACAACUUCACCGUCGUGGUCAUGUCCUUCCGCCGGCACUGCGAGGUUGCGGCCAUCGUGAAGCACUUCCGCCGGUGCCGGCCGCGGCAGAUCCGGGUCAUGUGGAACGAUUUGAGUCGGAAGCAUUUGAUUCCCAAGUUCAAAGCCGAGUUCCUGCUCCUGGACGGAACUGCGGACAAGGAUCCCGGAAAACAAGAACACCCGCGUGAUCAUGUAGUUGAGAAGGAGGAACAUCAAACGGAAGUGGUGAUUGACGUCCCGGAAGCCGACAACUUGAUGACGAACCGGUUCGCCGCGAUGCCGUACGGCGAGUUGAAAACCGACGCGGUCUUGCAACUGGACGACGACAUCAUCUACCCCUGCGACGAGGUGAUUGGCGCGUUUCGUCUGUGGCAGCGGUUUAUCAAAUGCAAAUAUGUCAUCUGGGUCUGGAAGAAUGUAUAUUUGUAAUGCUGUCUGCGAAUUCUAAAAGUAUCUGAGUGAAGUGAGUGUUGCAUGAGCAUGAGCAGCAAGAGGAGUCAGUUCUUGGCACGCGGAGAGGGAGUUUCUCAUGCGUAAUUAGCAUCAAGAAACUCUCAAAAAAUCUGUGAUGCUAGCACCAGCAUCACAGACCUCACGGGUGAUGCAAAAUUUCCAUGACAAUCCCCGACUCUUCCAGACCCAGACAUUUUUGCAUUUGAUACGGUUCCCGCACCGCAUGAUUGGCUGGACGCCGAGAUUCUUCGAGUUUCCAGCUCCUCGUGGUGGAAAAAGCAAGUUGCGACCACCAGCCGCAUCUACUGCCUCUUCGUCCGCAACAAGCCAGACCAGUGUUGAUGUUGAAAAUUACGAUGGGCUGCAGUAUUCCUGGGACACGAGCUACCACAAAUUCGGGUGGAACCGCGCCUCCACCGUGUUUUUGACCAAGGGCGGCAUGGCGCACAAGCGAUUUUACAAGGCGUACGGGACCGACCCGCGGUUUGCCGAAUUUCGGGACAUUGUGAACGAGAAACGGACGGCGGAAGACAUUUUGAUGUCCUUCGUGCACGCGAUUACCAUCAGGGAGGAAGUGGCUGGACAAGAACAAGCAGGAGCUACUUCGGCAAAGUCCUCUUCUAGCAGCCUGAUGAUCCGUGGCACGACGGCGGUGACAAACGCGACGGCUCGUGAUGUUACAGUUCCUGCUGUUGCAAUAGAAGACAGAAAACCGCUCGUCGUCCUGGCUUAUGGCGCGCAUCAGGCGUCCGAUAACAUUCCCUACGGUAUGAGUUGCGAUUUGGUAGGAACCACAUCAACCGCUGGUAGCAGUACUUCUACGAGCGAAAAGAAACCAGUCCAGCAGAUAACCUCCCACAGUAUCAACUGCAACUAUGUUGUGUGGGUCUGAAAGGAUGCAGAUAUUUUGAUGUCACAGUGGUACUUGUUUGCAUGAUCCCUGAACUUUGCUUCUAUGGCAUAACAGCAUGAUAACAAGUUUUGCCCGGCUUCUUGCGAAUUCAUUCGCCGCGUUUAGCAGCAUUACAAACAGACUUCCAGUGUCAGAAGAAGCCUCGCGAUUCCUCUCCAUGCGUCACAGAUCUUGAUGGUGUAUCUUAACUCGUUUGCGCACGACUUAAGCUUAGCUUGUUCGCGCACGACUUAAGCCAUACCCUAAGUAUUCGCACGGGACUACAGCUCUUCGCCCGGUUCCUCAGAGCUCACUCCGUUGGCGCACGGCUUAAGCGAAGCUUAAGUCGUUCGCGAACGCCUUAGGCCCUUAGCCGUUUCGCGACGCCUUGAGCUUAACUCGUUCGCGAGCGACUUAAGCCCUUAGCCCUUUCGCGAACGACUUAAGCUUAAGUCGUUCGCAAACGACUUAAGCGCUUAACCCUUUCGCGAACGACUUAAGCUUAAGUCGUUCGCGAACGACUUAAGCGCUUAGCCCUUUCGCGAACGACUUAAGCCUUUAGCCCUUUCCCGAACGACUUAAGUCCGUAGCCCUUUCGCGAACGACUUAAGCUUAAGUCGUUCGCGCACGACUUAAGCCUUUAGCCCUUUCGCGAACGACGUAAGCCCUUAGCCCUUUCGCAAACGACUUAAGCGCUUAACCCUUUCGCGAACGACUUAAGCUUAACUCGUUCGCGAACGACUUAAGCCCUUAGCCCUUUCGCGAACGACUUAAGCUUAACUCAUUCGCGCAUGCCUCAAGUUUCGCAUCAGCACAAGGCCCGACCUCGACAUAGUUGCAAUGCAUACACGCGGCGUACAAACCUCUCUCCGCAUAUUCUGACAGUAUGGAAAGGCGGUUCAAAAUCUUGCAGCAGCUCGCCACGAGAUUCGGCGACGUUUUUGAAACAGCGACCUUUUCCGAAGAUUACGCCGUUUGGGAUUGGCGCGUGGGAAAGAUGAGACUUGUGAAGGACUACUGCGGGAGCAGUGGGAGCGUUUUCAAUGCUUUGAAUUAUUUGCUCUGCGUCCGGGAAAUGUGGACGCUCCGGGGGAACAUGACGCAAUGAAGAACUGCGGGGUCAUCUCAUGGGGGGCGAAACAAGUCUCCGUUCUCUGCGAAGGAAGGAGGCUUCGCAGCAAGAAAUUUUUCAGAUAAAAAGGAAGUAAAGUAGACUUCUUGGCGUUUCUACAUAGCAUGCCCGUGCGCGGUCUGUAAAUUUUCAAAGCUGCUCGUCAGCACCCUUGUACAAUUGAAAAAGCCGACACGGGAAUCGAUAGAAAUGAA